AUGAUGAACACACCAGAUAAGAAUCGAAUCUCCGCCGUUUCGUUCUGCAACGUUGAGGAUUCUCCAGUUUUUCAAUUUAUUAACGAUCUUUCCCCUAUAGAGCCAGUAAAAGGAGCACGAGCAGAGAAUAUCUUCCACUCAUUGGCUUCUUCAUCUCCAUCGUCUCUUUUUACUUCACCUCAGAUAAACUCUUACCGAGAUUCCAGAUUUUCAAUCAAAAGGCAUCGUUCUUUAGAUCUAUCUAGUCCAGUAGUCCUACUUGGUGAGACUGUAAAAAGCUCACUAGAUGCUCUGGAAGCUGUAAGUGAGGAACAGCUAAAGUGUAGACCUGACCAGUUGGAAAAUGUUUCUGAAACCAAGCCAUUUAAUGAGCACAUAAGCUUAGCAAUUGAGUUGGCGAAUACACUGAAAAAUGGAAGUGAUGGAUGUGAUAUUCAAAUGGUUUCUUGUGAUGAAAUAUCAAUGGAUGCUGAAAAUGAUAUAGGAAGAGUCGGAUUGAGAAAGCAAUCUGAUGAGUUAUGUAGACAGCCUAAUGAACUUGAUGCUGAUUCGGAUGGGGUACUUCAAACCGAAGAAACGGAAGCUGAGAUUGGGUCUGGUGCUGGAAUUCAGAACAGUGAGCAAGAGGUUCCAAAGAUCAUGGAUUGUAGAUUUAAUUCUUUUACUUUGGCGCGUCAGCAGUUUUCUAUCUGCUGUAAUAACUCAGGGAAUGUAGUAGAGCCUGGAGGUUCUUACAGUGUGCAAGUUCCAGCUGGAAUUCCAGACAUCGCUCUCAGCAGUUUUUCCAACGUUGUACAGCCCAGCCGCAAGCAACGGAGUGUACGCCGGCGCUGCUUGACUUUUGACGUGGGAGGAUCUUGCAAUAGGAUACCAUUGCGUGAUUCCACAAACGAUCUACCCAUUGGUUUUACCUCUAUCAACAAAGCUCCUAAUCCUCAAAAGUGUUUGGACUCCAUCAAACAAGAAACUGAUGAGAUUCUAUCCAUACCACGAACAAUUGGCCUGCACUUGAAUGGUCUCGUGAACCCAUCAGCCUCAAGUGACCGGAAUAAAUUAAUGUCCAAAUAUGGUGAAUUCUCAAUUCCUGCUUCCACAAAAAGAGAUUUGGUUUCCUAUGAUAACAAAAUCAUUGAGGAGGAUCCUGAGAGAUCUAAGGAAGGAGCAUAUUUUGAGGAACUUGGCAAUUGUAAGCGCUGUAGAUGUAGGAAAUCCAAAUGCUUGAAGCUGUAUUGCGAUUGUUUCGCUGCUGGUCUAUACUGUGUUGAACCUUGUGCGUGUGAAAAUUGUUUCAAUAAACCAAUUCAUGAAGAGGUAGUUAUGAAAACUCGUCGAGACAUUGAAGCUCGCAACCCAUUAGCUUUUGCUCCAAAAGUGGUCUCUACUUCUGAUUAUGCAACAGGUUUUCGGGACGAGAACAGCAAGACUCCCGCUUCAGCAAGACACAUGAGAGGAUGCAACUGCAAGAAAUCAGGCUGCUUGAAGAAAUAUUGUGAAUGCUAUUUGAUGGGCGUUGGAUGCUCCCCGAGCUGCAGAUGCAUAGGAUGCAGGAAUAUUGUUUGUCACACAAAUGAGCAAUUCCACUUCCCUCGCGCGGUAGACUCUAAUGUGGUUUUCAAACAAGGAGGAAGCUAA
Messenger RNA from Arabis nemorensis, 1632 nucleotides. NCBI's taxonomy places the organism in Eukaryota, Viridiplantae, Streptophyta, Magnoliopsida, Brassicales, Brassicaceae. The record is from the annotation of a GenBank genome assembly.